Molecule: messenger RNA, 3387 nt
Organism: Punctularia strigosozonata HHB-11173 SS5
Lineage: Eukaryota; Fungi; Basidiomycota; Agaricomycetes; Corticiales; Punctulariaceae
Product: xanthine/uracil permease
Exons: 18
Coding region: 1516-3240 (574 amino acids)
Biological process (GO): transmembrane transport
Cellular component (GO): plasma membrane
Molecular function (GO): purine nucleobase transmembrane transporter activity
Source: RefSeq, a predicted model, not a curated record
CGAUCUGCUCUUUCCUUCCUUCUUCCUUGCCCUUUCAGCGCGCGGCCUCUAGAAGAGGAGUUUCUUUGUUCCCUUUACUUUGCUGACACAGUUCGACUCGCCCCUGUUCACCACACUCGCUCGUAUCCAUCAUGAUUCUCUCGACUGUCUCAGCCCUCCUCUUCCUCGGCCUCUCCCGCGCCGCCCCCCUCAACCCGCGUCUGGUGACGCUCGACCCGGCUGCCACCGCCGAGGCGCAAGUGCGGGACGACACCGCCACGCGCGCGUUCUCGAACACCGCGAUCAAGACCUCCGACGGACAGUGCUUGUUCGUCGUGAGCGGCUCGGGUGACUUCCGCAACAACCUCACUCCCGUCCAAGUCGGCGCUUGCGAUGGCUCCGCCGGCCAGCAAUGGGACGUGAUCACCGCCGGUGCCCACAACGACCAGCCCGGCCAGGCCCUCAUCGUCAGCUCUUUGACGCAAGCCUGCCUCAACUUCGAUCCUCGCCGCGCGGCGGGCAACCAGGUCCUCCUCUUCUCGUGCGGUGGCCGCGCCGACGGUGGCGGAGCCGUCACCAACUCGCAGCUGUUCGCGUUCAGCGGCGGCUCGGGCCCGCUCCCGCUCGUGCCCCAGAACGGGAACAACCAGACGCUGUUGACCGUCACCAACGGUCUGCUCGACCAGGCCUCCGGCUCGCCCGACAGCGCGAGCGGCAACGAGCUCUUCACCUUCGGUGGUGACGCGGCUGCUGCUGCCUCGACGGACGCCGCGACCUCCUCCUCCUCCGCCGCGGCCGCCGCGACCUCCUCCUCCGCCGACGCCGCGACCGUCACCCCCGCGCCGUCCACCACGGCCGCGACCGCGACCGCGACGGACGUCACCUCGGUCUCCCGCGCCGGCGUCGUGCUCAACCCGUCCGCGGCGGCCGAGGCCAACCCGCGCGACGACACGGCGACGCGCGCGCUGUCGGGCGUGAGCAUCAAGACGGGCGACGGCGACUGCCUCUUCGUCGACCCGACCGCGGGCGACUUCCGCGAGAACCUGAUCCCGGUCCAGGCCAAGGCGUGCGACGGCAGCGACAACGAGAAGUGGGACGUGAUCACCGCCGGCGUGCAUAACGACCAGCCCGGGUUCGCGCUCCUCGUCAGCACCCUCACCCAGGGCUGCAUGAACUUCGACCCGCGCCGCGCCGCCGGCGACCAGGUCAUCCUCUUCUCCUGCGGUGGCCGCGCGGACGGCGGAGGAGCCGUCACCGACUCGCAGCUGUUCGCGUUCAACGGCCAGACGCAAAACGUCGCGCUCGCGCCCCAGAACGGCAACAACCAGACGAUCCUGGCCGUCAACAACGGCGUGCUCGACGCCGCGGCGGCCAGCCCCGAUGCCGCGACCGGUAACCAGCUCUUCACCUUCGCGUAAAAGGCAAAACAAAAAGUGGGUGCUGAGAGGGACACGUUUUUACGGCCCUCCGAACACGAAAAGGAAGAUACCCGAUAGGAAGGGAGAUACCAUGUCGGAGAAACCCCCAUGAGUCUAGAUGGAGCCGGCGAUAACGAAACUUUUGAUCGUGGCCAGAUCGUUCGUCGGUCGCUGGUUCAAGCUCGACGGCUCAGGUGCAGAACGCGAACGCGAAGGCUCUCGAUUCCUGACGGAGAUUCGUGCUGGGAUCACGACAUGGGCCGCCAUGGCCUACAUCAUCGCGGUCAACGCCUCGAUCCUGUCCGACUCGGGCGGAACGUGCGUCUGCACCCAGAGCGACAUGUGCGUCAACGACGACGUCUACCUGACCUGCGUCGAAGAGGUACGGCAGGAUCUGAUCACGACGACCGCGGCCGUGUCGGCGCUCGCGUCGUGCUUGAUGGGCUUGUUGGCCAAUUUGCCCAUCGGACUCGCGCCCGGUCUAGGAUUGAACGCAUACUUCACGUACAGCAUCGUGGGCUUCCAUGGAUCGGGCCAGAUAACGUAUCAGGAAGCGCUCGCAGCCGUUUUCCUGGAAGGCUGGGUGUUCGUGAUACUCUCCCUCCUGGGCCUACGGCAAUGGCUGGCGCGGAUCAUGCCGCAGUCAUUAGUAUUGGCCGUUGGCGCUGGCAUUGGCUUAUUCAUCGCCUUUAUCGGCCUGUCAAACGGCGGUCUUUUCGUGAUCGGCGGCGACCAGACGAACUUUGUCGGCCUCGGCGGUUGCAAGGCUGAAGAUUAUGUCGAGAACCUAUCGGGCUACUGCGCGCGCGGCGUUCUCCGGCUUCCGACGAUGUGGCUCGGCAUCUUCUGCGGCGGGAUCCUGACCCUGCUCCUCAUGCUCUACCGCGUCAAGGGCGCGAUCCUCAUCGGCAUCUUCCUCGUCUCCAUCAUCUCCUGGCCCCGGCCGACGUCCGUCACCGCCUUCCCGCACACGCCCACCGGCGACGCCGCCUUCGACUAUUUCAAGAAGGUCGUCACCUUCCGCCCGCUACAGCGCGUCGGCGACGUGCUCGACUACCACUACGGCAACGGCCGGGUGUGGUACGCGCUCGUCACGUUCCUCUACGUCGACAUCCUCGACACGACGGGCACGCUCUACUCGAUGGCCAAGUUUGCGGGCUUGCGCGACCCGGUCACGCUCGAUUUCGAGAGGAGCACGGUCGCGUACUGCGUCGACGCGUUUUCGAUCAGCAUGGGCGCGCUGAUGGGCACCAGCCCCGUGACGGCCUUCAUCGAGAGCGCCACCGGUAUCUCCGAGGGUGGACGGACGGGCAUCACCGCGAUCACGACGGGGCUCAUGUUCUUCGUCAGCGUGUUCUUCGCGCCCAUCUUCGCGUCGAUACCCCCUUGGGCGACCGGGAGCGCGCUCGUCAUCGUCGGCUGCCUGAUGAUCCGCAAUGUCAAGGAGAUCAACUGGGACUACGUCGGCGACGCGAUACCCGCGUUCUUGACCAUCAUCAUCAUCCCUCUAUCGUACAACAUCGCGUACGGUAUCAUCGCCGGCCUGGGGUCCUACAUCGCCAUCAACGGCACCGCCUGGAUCCUCAUGAAGAUCUCAGGCGGACGCAUCGUCCCCGCGCACUACGAGUACUCGGAGGAGUGGGUCGUACCCCCGGGCGGCCUCGUGCCCAUCUGGUUCCAAAAGCUCACGGGGAGAUAUCAAGACCCACACAUGGACCCGCCGCAGGAGUUGCAGAGCCGGCAAGAGCACUCGAUCGACAUGGCCGAGUCGGCGCACGGGGACGCGCUCCGGCAGAAGUUUGAGGACGAGGUUUCGGUGCGGUCAUCCGGACAACAUCAUUGAAACGAUAUUUGGGGCCGACGUCGUUUGAACUCGCUUUCCCUCCCCCCCCCUCUGCUGUGCUUUGCUUCCCUCCCACUCUCUCUCCCCCUCGCAUUCCGUGCGCCACGAUCCCCCGUGUCUUUCCCUCCCACCUACCUCUCCCCUCCC